This is a messenger RNA of Volvox carteri f. nagariensis, 1882 nucleotides long. RefSeq lists its product as uncharacterized. The coding region runs from base 1 to 1557 and encodes 518 amino acids. Gene Ontology annotation, cellular component: nucleus. Gene Ontology annotation, molecular function: DNA binding; histone binding. The record is from RefSeq and is a predicted model, not a curated record. Gene Ontology annotation, biological process: regulation of double-strand break repair; chromatin organization. The transcript is spliced from 12 exons. Lineage: Eukaryota; Viridiplantae; Chlorophyta; Chlorophyceae; Chlamydomonadales; Volvocaceae.
AUGGCGGAUGAUAAGCCCGCUGAGGUAGAGGUAGCAAAGGCCACUGAAGAGGUGUCAAAGCACGAGGACCGAACCGCGUCGGCUAGGAAGAAGAGUCUGGGGGGGCUAGACACCUCCUCAGUGCUUUCGGGGCCGCGUCAGCGCAAGAAAGCGGAGCACUUCCAAGUGGAGGUCAAGGAGAAGCCGGAAUUCGUGAUUAAAGCGGGCAAAGGAACAAAGCUUGGCGACAUUCCCAAUGUCCAUUACCUUCUGGGGAAGCUAAAGACCGAUGACGAACUUGUGACAAGCUUGCACAACCUGCUUUUUAAGCGCCCGGGGACGUCGCACCGCCGCAAGAAGAACUUGUACGAGUUCUCCGGCUUGAGUUUUGAUGACGACGAAAAGGAGAAGGAACUCGAGAAGCUUCAGGAGCGGCUGGGCAAGUGGACGAUCCCGCUGCUGAACGGCGCUCUGGACGUCUUCGAACUGCCCCGUGGGAAUGGCGACGAGGGAAAGAAGGAAGCCAAGGUGGAGAGGCUGCUAAAGUUCUUGGAGGAGCCGAAGAAGCUGUCCGAGAAGGAUUUGGCGGCGGAGGCCCUCAAGAAGAAGGACGCUGUCAAAGCUAAAAAGGAGAAAGAGCAAAAGAGCAAGACGCCGAAGUCGGCAGCCAAGGGUGCCAAGAAGUCAGAGGGCGCUCAAGAGUCUGGGAAGAAGAAGCGCACCAAAAAGGCAGAGUCUGACGAGGAGCCGGGGGAGGCGGCUUCGGAGGAAGAGGAGGCCGAGGAGGAAGAGGAGGAGGCACCCGAGCCAGAGGAGCAACCCAAGAAGCGUGCUAAGAAAGCUGAUGUCGGACUGGCGAAGAAGGCGACGGAAAAGACCCCAUCGCGGAGGGCGUCCGGCAGGAAGCGCAAGGCGGGUGAAGAAGAGGCAGCGGAGCCAGUUCUGGCUGAGGAAGCAGACGAGGCCGACAGCAGCAUUGAGCUUCCAAGUGAUGAGGAGAUUAAGGAGGCUGCCAUGGAGCUGCUCAAAGUGUCCGAUGUCGACCAAAUCACCGUAAAGAUCCUGCGAAAGCAGCUUGCGGAAAAGUUUGGAGUGGACUUGUCAAAGAAGAAGGCGCUCAUAAAGCGCUUCGCGUUCGAGUACGCCAAGGCGACGAAGGCUGCGGCACCAGAGGAGGCAGGGGACGAGGGUACCGGUGAAGGUGUUGAGGAGGCAGUCGCGGGGGACACCGCGCCACCCUUGAAGAAGCAGAAGAGCGAUGUGCCGGAGGAGGGGUCGGGUGAUGCGGACGCCAUCGAUGCAGAGCAGGCAUCGGGUGCGGUUGACGCCGAACCAGCGGCUGAGCCGGAGGAUGCCGAGCCAGCGGCUGAGCCGGAGGAUGCCGAGCCAGAGGCCAAGGAGGCCGUAGCUGAUGAUGCAGCUCAUCCCGAGAGUGCUCAGCCAGAGGACGCCGAAGCGCCAACCGCUGACGCCACGGAACCGGACAAACCGAAGGAGGCAGAUGUUGCUGACAGCCAGGCGGCCGAAGCAGCAAACGGGAAAGCGGCCGGGGCUGGCGAUGCGGAGGAUCAAACUUAAUGGAUUUAUGAAAGGGCGCGUAGGGUUUCCAACUUGCGUUUGGGACCUGCUUUGCAAAGUUGGAUGACAUGUUGAGUUUGACCGGGGUGUUGGAACGGUUGCGAACGGGAUUUAAUGUAUUCAAAUGAACGCCUGCAUUGCGAACGCUUUUCGUGGCAAUAGACAAGCAUCAUGGGGUCUCCUUGGGACGUAUAGGAAAACGUGGCAGCGGCUGCUAUGCUUGGACAGAGUACGGGCACGGCCAGGACUUGCAUGUCCUUCAUGGCUUGCUUGAACGCAGCUCUUCUACCAACCUGAGCAUGGCUUUGUAACGAAAUGAUGGGAU